Molecule: messenger RNA, 2399 nt
Organism: Dermacentor albipictus
Lineage: Eukaryota; Metazoa; Arthropoda; Arachnida; Ixodida; Ixodidae
Product: glycine receptor subunit alpha-2-like
Biological process (GO): signal transduction; nervous system process; chemical synaptic transmission
Cellular component (GO): synapse; neuron projection; plasma membrane
Molecular function (GO): excitatory extracellular ligand-gated monoatomic ion channel activity; transmitter-gated monoatomic ion channel activity involved in regulation of postsynaptic membrane potential; chloride channel activity
Source: RefSeq, a predicted model, not a curated record
UACGCAAGAGACUGCAUGCCCCCGUCCUUUGCAAGUAUUCUGCCUGUGCCGCUCGUGCACAGAGAAGCCCGGAAACCGCAACAUCGUACCAUCGCUAUGAACUGAGGUCAACAACAAUCUUCGAGCUACGUACAGCCUUCGAGCAACGAGGCAUUAGCGGCGAAGUCUCAAGCGUUGACCUCGUGGCGAGCGGCACGUGGGUUGCGUUUGUACAUACAACGGUCACGUUUCAAGGCGAUGCCGUUUUCUACUCAACAGAGGAGAGGAGAGGGAAUAGCGGACUCCCGUCGGGGCGUAUGCGCAGGCGCACCUGGGGCCGCUGGAGGCACCUCAAGGGAUAUGAAGGUCUCGCUGCCGUCGUACACCUUCACAGAAGACAGCUUUGUGCCGCUGCACUUCCAUACAUAACAAGACCGGGCUCAGUUUCUUACGACGCCCUGAACUUUCACCAGCUGCCAGAUCUCGACGAAUUGUUCGAGGGAUACGACAAACGGGCUUGGCCCACAUACGGCACAGGGGAGCCCACAAAAGUCUUAGUGGACAUGCGUGUCAACACCCUAGGACCGAUGAAUGCGGAGGACAUGGAUUACGAGAUGGAUAUAUUCUUCCGACAAGCCUGGCGGGACCCGAGGAUAUCGCUUCGGCGCUUCGGCCACAUCGAUAACCUGACGGUGAACGGCGCCGCUCUACUGGGACGCAUGUGGAAACCCGACCUAUACUUCGUGAAUGCCAAGGAAGUGCGCACCCACACCGUCACCAUGCCCAACCAGCUGCUCAGGCUGUCGCCAGAUGGGGACGUGCUCGUCAGCAUCAGGUUGAGCUUGAGGCUUUCCUGCUUGAUGUUUUUCUACUACUUUCCAUUCGACAAGCAGAGGUGCUUCGCCCAGCUUCGUCCGUAUAUCAACACACUGAGCCAAGUAGAGUUCAUUUGGCGAGAAGGCCAUCCUGUACAUCUGGUGGGGCCGAUCCACAUGCAGGAUUUCAACCUCGAAGAGAUGUCGCACGAGAAUUACACCAUCGAACUUGAAAAAGGUUCCUUUUCGUGCCUCCAGGUAACCUUCCUACUAGAAAGGCAGCAGGGUUUCCACAUGAUCCAGACUUACCUGCCCAUCUACAUACUGGUGUUUGUGUCUUGGCUUUCCGCGUGGAUGAGGCCAGACGUUAUUCCACCCAGGGCCAUCAUCGGAGUGAACACGCUACUCACCAUGGCCAGCAUCUACUUGUCCCUCAGCACACACCUGCCCAACGUGGCCUACAACAAAGCCGUCGACGUCUGGUUGGUCGCGUGUAUCCUGCUCAUAAUAGGAGCCCUGAUUGAGUUUGGUAUUGCAAACUACCUCUUUCGAAGCAGACUCACUCGUGCCGAGUUCCUACAGGCACUCAGUGUCUUCAAGAAAGACAAGCUGCCUAGGGAUCCAAGCGGCCUUCCCUUGAACCAAAAGAGAGCAUUCACCGUGGAGCGUUACUCGCGGGCCAUGUUCCCGCUGCUGUUCCUAGCACUGAACAUUGUCUAUUGGUCUGUGUACCUCAGCAGGCCACUUGUGGAAGCCGAUACGAUCUGAGUCAAUUGAACUCGUAAUCGGACGCUAAAGAGAACACUAAGUUAGUUUAGAACAAUACAGUAUUCUUUAUGAGCUAUAGUUUCGUUAAUUCCGUGGUCAUGCGCUGUUUAUUGCCAAAGAAAAUUAAGGUCAGCGCUGCAUACUUGAAUUUCGCGCAGAAGCUCCCGCGCUGCUACGCUAGUUUGAUGUCACGGACUUCAAAGUAUAUGUUUCAUAUUUGAGCCAUUGAGGGGAUUGAUAACAAUUCUUGAAACUUGCGAAGUUUAAUCAUUCUUCCUUUCAGAAUACAGUGUAACUCAUCUUAACCAAUACAAUUUUAACCAGCCCUGAGUAAACAGCGUCAGAAUUUGUGACAUCGCGGAAAGCUGGUGCGGCAACUUCAAGGCGUCGUCGUCGCCAGUCUUUUUGUUCAUGCUUCUUUUCUGGUUUAACCGAUUCUCCUACUGCGGUAAGAGCGGCUUUUUUGCUAGUUUGGAAGAUCACUUUACUGAUACAGCUCAAAUUAUUCUUCUUGCGAUAACAAUCAUAUGGACACUCCAGGCACUAUCCUGCCGUCAUUGUCGCCGUCGCCGUGAGGGAACGCGGCGAAUUGCGAUAAGCGUUAGUCCGGGUAAUUAUAGGUUUUACUUUUUGAACGUGGUCUGUGCGGUCCGAGGUUUGAGUGGAGGUAAGGAUACGGGCUUUGAACGAAAAGAAUGUUACUAUGAUAGUGAACAUACAUCUACUACAGAUCGGCUCCUGCGCAUAAAAGUAGGGCGACUGAGUGAUUUUUUCAAGGCGAACACACUUUUAUAGCGAUAGUAUGAAGUCGAGAUGAACCGCACAACUUUAUUUUGG